Molecule: messenger RNA, 3999 nt
Organism: Drosophila innubila
Lineage: Eukaryota; Metazoa; Arthropoda; Insecta; Diptera; Drosophilidae
Product: inhibitor of Bruton tyrosine kinase
Exons: 8
Coding region: 337-3909 (1190 amino acids)
Molecular function (GO): protein binding
Source: RefSeq, a predicted model, not a curated record
GCAGGCUUGGUUCACAAGUAUUUUAUAGUGAACAGCUGGCGCUUUCGAUAGUUUACUUAAUUUCACAAUUAUGUUAAAUUACGCUUAUGCUGUAUAAAUAAAUGUAAUAGGUCGAUUGCGAAAUUUUAUUUAAUGUCAUAUGAUGUAGGCAAGAGAUGUAGUUGUUUUAAUUAUUAGUUUAGUUUACUGCUAGCAAGUAUCGAUACCGGGCAGCUUUGUUAUCGGCAGCGUCACAACAACUGCCGUCGUCGCAGCAGCAACAACAACAACAAUAACAUAAAAAUAGAAAAUAAAAAGUGCAAUUUUCCGGCGUUUUAAUUAAAUUGCAAUACACGUAUGUCGACCGUUAGGAAUCAGGAAUAUGACUGCACCGUCAAGUGCCGGAAACGUGAGCACGGCAACAACAUUACGGCCGCAAUUACAAAACGUUCCGUAGACGAUCAAAAUUUGGCCGCAUUUAUUGCCAAAAGUUGUGCGAAUUUCAGCAAUAUACGGGAUUAUCUGGGCCGUUCCGCCGUACACAUGUGUGCCUCCGUGGCACGCUACAGAAUCCUCGAGUGGCUAUUAAAUCACGGUGCCCAGAUCGAUAUCCGGGACUACGAGUCCGGCAGUAGUCCACUUCACCGGGCUCUCUUCUACGGCUGCAUCGACUGCGCCGUGUUGUUGUUGCGCUACGGCGCCAGCUUGGAACUGCUCGAUGAGGACACCCGUUGUCCGUUGCAAGCGAUUUGCCGAAAAUGGGAUAUCGAUACCACGUCCAUGUCCCAAAAUGAAAUCCUGGUCUGGGGCUCGAACAAAAACUAUAAUCUGGGCAUAGGCAACGAGCAGAAUUCCAAUUCACCGCAGGCGGUGGAUUUCUUUCGUAAAUCCAAUCUCUGGAUAGAACAUGUUGCUUUGGGCGCCUAUCACAGUCUCUUCUGCGACAACAAGGGGCAUCUGUACGCCGUGGGACAUGGCAAGGGUGGCAGACUGGGAAUUGGCGUGGAGAACAGUUUGCCGGCUCCAAAACGUGUCAAGGUGCCACUAAAAAAUAACAACGAGCAUAUCAUCUGUCUGAGUGUAUCCAGACAACAUUCCCUGCUGCUGACGAAUCGUUCUCUGGUCUUUGCCAGCGGCCUCAAUGAUAACCAUCAGUUGGGAGUGCGGGAUGCGGGCGAGAGUCUAACCACAUUCAAGGAAGUCGUCUCAUUGCGGGACAAAGGCGCCAGCGAUUUGUUGCGAGUGAUUGCCUGCGAUCAGCAUUCCAUUGCCUACAGCAACAGAUGCAUUUAUGUCUGGGGCGCCAAUCAGGGACAAUUUGGCAUUAGUUCGCAGAUGAAAACGAUACCAACGCCAACAUUGAUGAAGCUGGCGGAGCGCACUAACAUCUGCUUUGUGGAGGCGAAUAAUGCAGCCACUGUGGUUUACUCAGCGGAAAAGUUGAUAUUUCUAUUCUACGCCGACAAAACGCGCACUAUCAAGACACCCAACUAUGAGGAUCUCAAGAGCAUUGCUGUGAUGGGUGGCAAUAUAAAGAACUCCACAAAGGGAUCUGCAGCAGCUCUAAAACUCCUGAUGCUCACGGAAACAAAUGUGGUGUUCAUCUGGUACGAGAAUACACAACAGUUUUACAGUUGCAAUUUAUCGCCCAUUCGCCUGCCGGAGAUCAAGAAGAUUAUCUACAAGUGCAAUCAGGUCUUGAUACUCUCCGAUGGCUGUGUCUAUCGUGGCAAGUGCAAUCAGCUCACGUUUCCCGCCGGCAGCCAGGAUAAACCCAAGCACAAUAUGGACAUCUGGCAGAAUAACGAUCAGAAUCGCACGGAAAUCUCAAGAGAACAUUAUGUUCGCAUCGAUUUGCAGCGUUUGCCGAAUAUUGAUCGUGCCGUUGACAUUGUUUGUGAUGAGAGUUUCUCCUCGUUUGCCGUGCUCCAAGAGUCGCACAUGAAGUACUUUCGGAAACCGACGUUGCCACGUCGGGAGCAUCAUUUCAAGAAGCUAUAUCACGACACCUGCGAUUCGGAUGCCGUUCAUGAUGUUGUGCUCCAUGUGGAUGGUGAACGCUUUGCGGCCCACAAGUUUAUCAUCUACAGUCGUGCACCAGGAUUGAGGGAACUGAUCCGUUGCUAUCUGGACAGAAAUGUCUAUUUGAACUUUGAUAAUUUGACUGGCAAAAUGUUUGAGCUCAUUCUAAAGCACAUCUACUGCAAUUAUUGGCCCACAGAGGAUGAUAUCGACUGCAUGCAACAGAGUUUGGGUCCGAAUAAACCUCAAAAGCGUAGCCGUGUCUGCGAAAUAUUUCACGCUCACUUGGAGAAGUUCCAGUUGCAGGAAUUGGCCAAAUACGUGCAAAGUUACAUCAGUGAGCAACAGUUUCCUUUGCCGAGUCGACAGCGUUUUAAUCGAUUGCACAGGUCGAAUUUCCCGGAUUUGUACGACGUGCGCGUUGUCUGCGAGGAGGGGGAAGUGCUGGAGGCUCACAAAUGUGUCCUGGUGUCGCGUCUGGAGUACUUUGAGAUGAUGUUCAUGCACUCGUGGGCGGAACGUGCCACAGUCAGCUUUGAGAGCGUGCCCGUGGAGUAUAUGGAACCCAUUCUCGAUUAUCUCUACAGUCUGGACACGGAAUCAUUUUGCAAACAGAACUAUACGGAAACGUUUCUAUAUAAUAUGAUCACCUUGUGUGAUCAGUAUUUUAUUGAAUCGCUGCAGAAUGUCUGCGAAUCUCUGAUUCUAGACAAGAUCAGCAUUAGGAAAUGUGGCGAGAUGUUGGACUUUGCCGUCAUGUACAACUGCAAGCUGCUCCAGGAGGGUUGUCUGGACUUUAUCUGCCAGAAUCUGGCACGUGUGCUCACCUAUCGCAGCAUCGAGCAGUGCGAGCCGACAACUCUGCAUCUCUUGAACGAUCAUUAUAGAAAGAUGUUCCACAAGGUGUUUGACUAUCGACAAAUUACACCCUUCUCAGAGGCUAUAGACGAUGAGCUGUUGCUCAGCUUUGUCGAUGGAAGCGAAGUUGAUCUAGAUUAUCGCAUGGUUGUGGAUGCCAAAUUGAAAGACGCUGCUCGGCACAAGCAAAAGGAGCUGCAUAAUAAACAGGAUGCACAUCACUAUGAACAGCAGGCCAUCUCCAGCAUGAUGAGGUCACUGAGUGUGAGUGAAUCCUCGCCAGAUCAACAGACAGCACCCCAAGAAAGCUCCCCAAAUGAGGUGAAGAAUUGGUCGCGUGUCGUGGAUAAAAAGGAGCAGAAACGCAAGCUGGCAGAGACGGCAUUGAAGGUUCACAAUGUGCUCAAGCAGGAGGAGCAGCCGAGUCCAGAACUGGUUGUCAUGUCACCCCGAAGUGUAAACGAGAGAACUCCCAGCAAGGAGCAAAUGCCAACACUGCCAAGCAGUCCAAAUGAGGCCAGCACACCCUUAAGCAAGAGCUACAACCUAGAUCUAAGCACCUUGAUGGGACAAUCCCAGAAAUUGUCACAGAAACAACGCAAACGUCUCUCCUCCGAAACGCAGAGUUGGCGUGCCAACAGCUCUGCGACCCUGGAGCCGAAUUCGACUCCCUUGGCAGUGCCCAAUGCUUGGGGUGUCACCUCCAGUUCACCGGCAACUUACCCAGAGGCUUUUAACUCGCCGCCCACAACGGGCAGCAUCACAGAUCCCACCUCCUUUGCCAAUAUGAUGCGUGGUCAGGCCACGACAGCUACAACAAAUGCGGAUCAGGGCAACAGCUUCUCCCAGAUCCUGGCGGAUGAGCGUCGUCAGCGUGAGAGCUACGAACGCAUGAGAAAUAAGUCUCUGGUCCAUACCCAGAUCGAGGAGACAGCCAUUGCCGAGCUGCGGGAGUUCUACAAUGUGGACAAGAUUGACGACGAAACCAUCACAAUUGAACGCAAGUCGAGGCCCAGUAAUAUAAAUUUUAGCAGCUGGUCUAGACAUUAAAUCUGUCAUUAAAUAUCUAUGUUUUGUUUCCCUUUUCUGCAACCUGACGAUUGAUUUUUUUUUCAAAUAAAAAUUAUGAAAUACAAAUUA